GCACACAAGUUCUAGCAGGUCCGAGCGGGACAGGUUCAGAGAGCCGUCACACCGAGACCCAAGAUGGCCAAGACCUCCACCUCCAAGGCCUUUGCCACCGCCUUCAUCAUCCUGACCGUGUCUGUCAUCGGCAGUAUCGUCACCAUGAUCAUCUUGUACAAGACCGAGAUUGCCACCAUGAACCCCACGCCUCGUCCCACCCUUCCAUCCACCACCGCUGCACCGCCGCCCGUCAUGCGGCUGCCCACUGGUCUGGUGCCCGACCGCUACACGAUCUUUCUCCAAACUCAUUUCUACUCCCAAAUCCCGGAGGAGGUGAACGUCACCGCUCCCAACCAGACCAUGCUGUUCACCGGGAACUCGUCCGUCGCCUUCCACUGUGUGGAGAGGACGCGGAGCAUUUACCUCCACAGUCGGGACCUGACGCUCGGCCACGCCUCGGUGAAGAACGGGGACACGGACCAGGACAUGAGCAUAUCUCACAUCGAGCAUCACGCCGAGCAAAGUGACUUCCUGGAGAUCGGCUUGAAGGAAGCGCUGGAGAAAGGAAGCAACUACAGCUUGUUUGUGUCUUUCCAGGGACAGAUAUUAGACCGUCUUCAAGGACUUUAUGUCAGCACUUACUCUCAAGCGCACACACAAAGGUUUCUUGCCAGCACAAAUCUGGAGCCGACGAGCGCCAGGCGAGUGUUUCCUUGUUUCGACGAGCCUCAAAUGAAAGCGGUGUUUGACGUCAGCAUCGUCCACAGACUAAGCACGACAGCGCUGGGAAAUGCCGAAGUGUCCGGCUCGGAUAUUCUUCCUGACGACUGGCAGUUGACUCGUUUUCAUCCCACGCCAAAAAUGUCAACUUACUUGCUGGCGUUCAUGGUUUCCGAGUUGACCUCCAUCCGCUCCGCACACCGGCGUGUCAACAUUCAGAUAUACGCUCGGCCAGAGGCCACUGAAGCUGGCCACACUGCUUACGCAGCAAACGUGACCGGAAGCAUUCUGGACUUCUACGAGAAACAUUUCCACAUCAAUUACCCUCAGAAAAAGCUAGAUCAAGUUGCACUGCCAGAUUUAUCUGGUGCCGCCAAGGAAAACUGGGGACUGAUUACGUACGCCGAGGGUGUCUUGCUGUACCAAACGGGAGUGUCUUCGCUCUUGCACAAGGAAACCAUCUCCUACGUGAUCGCACAUCAACUGGCACACCAGUGGUUUGGGAACUUGGUGACCAUGACGUGGUGGAGUGAAGUUUGGCUGAAAGAAGGCUUUGCUACAUACAUGGCAUCACUGGCCUUGGACCAUCUUCAGCCCACAUUCCAAGCUAGAGAAAGGCAGAUGAUGACGGCGCUCCAUGUAGCAUUGAAGCAGGAUGCUCUGGCUUCUUCACAUCCUCUCGCCGUCCCACACCAAGAUGUCCAGUCCACUUCCCAAAUACUUGACUUAUUUGAUGCUGUCACCUCCUACAAGGGAGCUAUGCUGCUGACAAUGCUGGCAGACGCUGUGGAGCCAAGAGUUUUCAACAAAGGCAUUCAGCUGUAUCUCAGAACCUUCAAGUACGACAACGCCGAGCAGAAUGACCUUUGGGACUGCAUCCAAAAGGCUGUGGAUGAGGAGGGGGGGCACACUGAGGUGGCCACCUUGAUGGCGACAUGGACCAAACAGAUUGGAUAUCCUGUUGUUACCAUCAACACAACAAACGGAGAGCUCUACCAGAGGCACUUCCUGUACAACACUUCCUUUGAAUCCAGUCUUUGGUGGUACAUCCCAAUCCGAGUGAUGUCAGCGACGUCUGAAACUUCUCUGGUGUGGUUGGAAAGCGACGACACGGUUAAAAAGGACCAGUUCAUUUCCACGGAUGGAGAGUGGAUCCUGGCAAACGUUGGCUGUACCGGAUACUACCGGGUCAACUAUGACCCAGAGAAUUGGGACCGCCUCCUCACGCAGCUGGAAUCCAACCCUCGCGGCAUCCCCGUGAUGAAUCGAGGGCAGCUCAUUGAUGACGCAUUUAAUUUGGCAAGAGCCAACAUUGUCCACGUGACUCUGGCUCUGAAUGCAACACGCUUCCUUCGUACGGAGGAAGCCUACAUACCCUGGCAGUCUGCAAUUAGGAAUCUGGAGUACUUUGUCCUCAUGUUUGACCGCUCAGAGGUUUACGGACCCAUGCAGGCCUAUCUCCGAGAUCAAGUUCAAAACCUGUAUGGCUUCUUUAGAAACUUGACGGAUGAGUCAGAUAUUCCAGUGGACCAUUCCUCACAGCACCACCAGAUCACCGCCAUCGAUGUGGCCUGUUCCAAUGGACUCCCAGAGUGUGUCGAAAUGGCUACCAUGAUGUUUGCCGACUGGAUGAGCAGCAGUGACAACCAAAGCAACAGGAUCCACCCCAACCUGAGAUCGGUCAUCUACUGCCAGGCUGUGGCUGCCGGGGGGGAGAAAGAGUGGGAGUUUGCUUGGAACAAGUUCCAGAGCACCAGGGAAAGCUCAGAGAAAGAGCAGCUUCGUCAGGCACUGUCGUGCACCAGGAAAAUAUGGCUUCUCAGCAGAUACCUGCAGUACACUUUGGACCCUGAGAAGGUACGACUGAUGGAUGUCACUUCUACUAUUAACUUCAUUGCCAGGAAUGUGGUGGGACACGGGCUGGCCUGGAACUUUCUAAGAGCCCACUGGGACUACAUCAGUCAGGGCAGAGAUGGAGCCAAGCUGAUUGACGGAGUGACAAGGAGGUUCUCCACACCAUUUGAACUUGAGGAGUUGGAGAACUUUGCCUCCAAGUAUGAUGUGGGUCCUUGUGCUGGGGCGGUGGAGCGGGCCAUAGAGCGAACCAAAGUCAACAUCCAGUGGGUGGCGGACAACAAGGAGACGGUACUGGACUGGUUUGAAAGGCGUUGGGCCUGAUAGUUGUUUCCACAAUCACACAGCAGCAUGACGUGACUUUUUCUAAAAGCCUCAAUGAUUUCUGAGCUGAAUAUUGUGUAAUAAUCCCAUUCUAUUCAUGAUGUAUUUACUGUAUUUCUACUACAAGCACUGCAGGAUUAAAAAAAGACACUGAUGCUGCCAUGAACGUUUGGAAGAGCCAAAGAACACAAUGUUAGUCAUUCGUCAUGUUUUAUACAGUAUGUGUUGUUAAAUUAUUAUGUGUGUGUGUGUGUGUGUGUGUGUGCGUGUGUGUGUGUGUGGCUGAUAGAGUCCACAACGUUCAGUCUUGGAAAUAAAAUGAUACAAUUGGUGUGUCAUAUUGCAUGGAACGUGCCAGCUACUUCUGAUUAUUAUUAUUAGUAUUAUCAUUUGAUGAUGUACUAUUGUCACACAACCACUGACUUGUACAGUCAAUGUGAAUGUAUUUCUAUGCUAAAGGAUCCAAUACAAUAAAUAAAUGGCUUUGCCCAUUCACUUCAAUUCAAUCAUUUCCAUCUAGCAGUACUUCUAUUAACCUGUGGUGCCCAAUAUCAUAUACAGUACAACCAUCCCUCGUUUAUGGCCCUUCUUUGGAUC
Dunckerocampus dactyliophorus (ringed pipefish) is the source of this 3477-nucleotide messenger RNA. Its product is annotated as aminopeptidase N-like. The record is from RefSeq and is a predicted model, not a curated record. The transcript has 20 exons. The coding region runs from base 64 to 2880 and encodes 938 amino acids. Gene Ontology annotation, molecular function: zinc ion binding; peptide binding; metalloaminopeptidase activity. NCBI's taxonomy places the organism in Eukaryota, Metazoa, Chordata, Actinopteri, Syngnathiformes, Syngnathidae. Gene Ontology annotation, cellular component: cytoplasm. Gene Ontology annotation, biological process: proteolysis; peptide catabolic process.